GCCAGCGAUGUAUCCCAAAUGGCCAAUUAUGCAGGUGUGAUAAUUCCAAAUUUUUAUUUGGAUGAAGACGUUCUGUUAUGUUUUGAAGAUGGAUAGUGUGAAUAUAUUUGCACGAUAUUGUAGUCCUGAAAUCGACGUGCUCAUUUUAGUUGUUGAAAUUAGCGGAAAUAAGACAAAUAGUAUUUGCUUUUGUUUAUUGCGAGAAAUUUUGUUGAAUGACGUUUUCCACUCUUUUGCAGAAAACUGCAAAACUUUAGUAAAUAAUGACUUUGUUCCACAUGUUAGUUGUUCAAGUUUGAUAGCUUAGAAUGGAAGAGUUCGGGAAUAGCGAGGAGUUUUCCGGAAAUCUUCUGUCAAAGAUCAUAUCCUGUGAUUCAAGUACGGACGAAACCAGAACAGAUGACAGGAACAUGACAGAAAAAGUUGAUGGAGAGAUUACCCCAUCAGCUGAUUUGGGGUUACCUUCGCCGGUACCUGUUAAAGAAGAGGAUUAUGGUGAAAGAUCACCUGAAACUGACAUCAAGGGAGAAGGAGUCGACACUCGAAAUCCUCUCGGUCCUGAACUCCAACAAGGCUUUAGAAUUUUGAAAGAACUUAUGGCCGAUGGUAACAAAUCUGUGAACUGGCACUUUUUGGAAGCCGUCGACUCUAGCCAUCCUGAAACAGCAGAUUAUUAUGAACGAAUCAAGAGACCAGUCUGGUUGGGAAAAAUAUUAAAUAAGUUUGAAGAUCGGGAAUAUGAAACAAUCACUGAGUUUGUGUCGGACUUCCGUCUGAUGCUGGAGAACUGCUACAGAUACAAUGGGCCCGACCACUAUGUUUCCAAGAGAGGACAGAAGCUGGAGACCAUGAUGGAACAAAAACUGGCUCUUCUUUCUAGAGAGUUACGAGAAAAGACAUCCAUUUCAGCAACUUCAGGUCAAAAUGGUGAUGACAUUUCUUUCUCAGGUUUAAGGAGGCGAACUAGGACAAUAAUUCCUCAUGAUUCCUCUGCCCUGUUGAGUCAGCUGAGACAGGAAGAGCUGCGCCGUGACCGUGAACAGCGUAAACAGCAGAUAACUGAUCGGAAGGCUGUUCAAGAGGCACAGCUCCAGGAAAUCUUGGACUGGGAAACUUCUAUCUUGGAUAGCAAAGGAGACUAUAUGAGGGCCAUGUGGGAGCUGCCCCAAAUUGGUCAAUUUUUGUUCCUGUGUCAGGAUGCUCUUAAUAUCGGAGAAAUUCCCCAGUUUGAGUUGGAGCGGUGCUUCUACAUGCCUCGAGAAAGUGCAGUCAUGCAGAAAGUCAUGACAGCUCUACUUAGUACUCCCUUCCAGAGAAUGAAAAUUGACAAGAAGACCUUGAUGCCAUACAGUAUUUGGGAUGAGAAAUUGAGGCUUAGACUGAGGCAGUGGUACAAAAUAUUUGUAGACAGCCAUGAGGAUGUACAAAAGACUGCAGUUAAACUAGGAAUAGAUGGCCAUUUCUUUGAUAUAGUUGGCAAGAGAAAUCCGUUGGAGCGACGUAAAUUCCAUGACCUUUGUCCCUACCGAAGAGUUUGGAUUGUCAAGUCAUUGUGUGACUACUGCCUGGAGCACCAGGAAUCCAUUAGGGACGCUAUUGAGUCACAGGCCAUCGAGGAGCAGCACGACUACCUACUGGGAGUUGACGCUGAUGGAACACGUUACCUCCACUUCCCCCAGUUCUGUGGGGCUGACCUUAGGAUCUACAAACAGGAACAAAUCCCUGAACCCAAACUCCCUGUUCUAGAAAAAACAAAACCAAAACAAAAGGAAAAAGAACCAGAACGAAUGGCGAUAGAUACCGAAACAAAUAAAGCACAGAGCUCAAAGAAAGCAAAGAAAAAGAGAAAGAAGCUUAAGCCAGAAGUACCUGCUCCUCCUACAAAUAGGCCAAGCCGACUUCGACAGAAAAUCAAAACUGUGUUACCUGUUCGAAAUUAUUCAUCUUCACCCUCAUCUUCUGAUGACGAGGAGGAUGGUUGUGAUGAAAGCGAUGGGUCUGAUGCUAAUACAAGGACUAGUUUUGGAGAUCAGAGUGACUUAAAUCUUAAUGACAGUGGGAUAUGUGAUGGUACGCCCAAAAAACGGAACAGUGAGCCUCCAAACAAACCCCUACAGCGACUGAUGGAGAGUGACAACUGUAGCGACACUUCAUCUGUAGAUGGAGAGGGUGCUUGUAAGCGGUCUCGAACUCGCAGGCUGGUGCGGAAUGGGUUGUUACGAGAGCUCAAUGUUUCAGAACAGUCAUUAGACGAAAGUUCCAUGGAUAGAGAUGAGACUAUGUCAGAGACGAGUAACACUCUAGACAGUUUAGAAGAUAGUAAUGGUGCUUGUAAAAAUAGCGAUAUCAAAACAGAUGGUAAACAUAUACAGGACAGGAAUGAGACAGAAAUGUGUGAAAGUGACACAGAUUCCCAAAUGUUGCAUCCGGUGAGCAUGAAGGGAAAUGACAACAGUGGUUAUGAACCAAUGGAUGUUAAUGAAACAGAAUUCCAGGAUGGUUUUAUAGAGAUGGAUGCCAAGGGAGACCAUCCAAAGGAUAUAGAAACUACAGAUGUAAAACCGUCUCUAUUUUGUGAUACCCUUUCUGCUCAUAAUACAGAGUCGCCAUCUGAUGGCAUUGGUACUAGUCAGUUCCUUAAAGUUCCCCAGAACAGUCUAAUUAUGGCAGAACAGUCCACAAAUAGGGACAACAUUCAGGACAGUUUGGAACAUAAGCUUUCUGAGUGUAACACAUCCUUUGACAUAAAACCUGAAUCAAAUACUCCAACAUCCAAUCCACCUGAAACUGUGGCAAAUGUGAAGCAUGAGGUGGGGGGUGUAAAAACUGGGAAAAACCUCACACAAUCUGAUAGAGACAGUAGUGAAACCUCGAGCUGUGAUAUAUCUGACACUUCUGAUAUUAAAGUGAAAGUAGAAAUGACAGAGAAAGAUCCUGAACAGGGAUUAGGGCAAAUGCAUGACCAUGACUACUCUGGGCAGAGUGGGGUGGGGAAGUUCCUAGACCAUGAUUAUGGCCAGAGCUGUCAUGCUGAUUUAGACAGGGUAAAGGGUGAAGCAAUGGACUGCAAAAGGGAGGAGGAAGAGAUUGAGCAGCUGGAGGAAAUGUUCCCAGAAAUAGGUCCAUUUAAACUGGUCGUGGAAUGUGUGGAAGACUUGAAGCAGCUGGUGGAAUCAUUUGCUGAACAGGAACCAAUUGUUAUUGGUAAAGGAAAGAAACAAAAGGUGAUUAAACCCCCGCCCCGCAAACGUUGUGUGAUAGACCUCCAUGGGCGGCUCUUGUUCCUGCUGAAGGAGCUGGAGCCAUGGGAACAGAAACUCACCCAGGCAACGAGGAAAGCCAGGCUCAAGAUGCACAAGGAACAGACUACUUAUUUCGAGGAACAAGUUGAGGAAAAGUGGGAAUCUGAGCACUCUGACUCAUCCGAGUCUGAGGAUGGCGAGAAUUCUGACUCGGAUGGGAGUGAGAAUGAGGAUAAGGAUGAAGAGAGCGAUGUGGUCAGCCAACAAACGACAACUUCUGCAGCUGCAUUAACAAACAAUAUCUCCACAACUCAGACUGAAAUCAUGGACGACUGUGAUGACAUUGAUGUGAGCUCUAGGGGACGUAUUCGGAAAAGACGUGUCAUUCCAAACAACUCCGAAGAUCCUGGAACGCCCAAGAAACGCAAGCUAGUCAAUGUUUCUUUGCCAACAACUGUACCACAUGUGCCAAACAUCCUGCAGCGUCCUGGGAAGACGCUACCCUCUAUUGGUCCUGUUGACGAUAGUUCCGCUAGUCAGAUCCUGUUGCAGACGAGUUCUGGGAAUCACACCCUACUGACAGGCCUGCCUUCAAAUGUGAAACUUGUAUCAGGGGACAAGAUGUUUCCACCCCAGGCCUUGUCACUACUACAGAGGCCAGCCCAGUUACAGCAGCACUCUCAGAGCAUGUCACAUGCCAGACUGUUGCAGGGCCUGUCACAACAUACUCUCUCCUCCAAGCAGGCAUCCCAUCCCGUCAUACAGCAGCUGCUCUCCACAUCGCGCCAUCCCAGCCCCAGGGGCGGUCUGUCUGUGUCAUCUCAUCCUGGAGCACUAUCAUCUACCCCUCAGAGAACAGUUCUGUUCCAGCCUGGGAACAAACAAACCAACAUCAGACCAGCGAUCACAAAACUGACAACACCAGGUCUUUCUAUGGUCGGUGGUGCUGUAGACCCCCAGCUCCCAAGUAUGGCCUCUGCAGGUGGCAAGAUUCAGUACUAUGCAGCCAACAUUAACACUCUACCUCCGUCUGUCCUACAACAACUCAUUAAGUCCAAUGCCCUCAAGAUCCCACCAGGCCCUAACCAGUCUGGCAUGGUCCUGCUCACCACAGUCAACCCUCAGGGACCCACCUCUUCUAGUCAGAGCCAGACCAUUGCUGGAUUACAGAUCCAGACCGCACAGAACACACCUGUGAGGACAGUAUCAGAACAGACACCUGGUGGGCUGCCCCAGUCUAGUGUUCCAAAGACAAUGAUACGACUCCCAGUUAGUACACAAGUGAGCUCUGCUGCACCAGCAACACCAGGGUCGUCUGUGGUCAAGAAAAGGAUUCCCCAGAUCAACAAUGCUCUCGUCAAUAUACAUAUGAAUGUGCCUUCUACAAACUCAUCCAUCGGGCAACUACACCAUGCAAUCACUGCAUCAACUGGAGGCAUUGUGAUGUCCACUUCUCAAAUUGAGUCCACUUUUGCGUUAAAAGAAGUAUCAAAUGCAAACAUUGAGGGGAGUGUAGGAAGUGUUGGUGUAGUGAGUGGUGUGGCGAUGCCAACAGUUGGUAAACCCCAGGUGACAUCAAACAGUAGUUCUCUGUCCCCCACAAACAUCUCAUCCACUUCUCCUAACAGACAGCCUUACAAGUACGCAAACAAUGUCACUGUGAAAACUUUGCUGGAGGCACGAAAGGAUGCAGAAAAAAUACCAGGAGAAUCUCCAAAGCCCAUUCUUGUUAAAAAGACUAGUGAAAUAACAUCCUCUACACCCACUGUGUUGUUACAUCCCACGUCCACUGGGAUAAAGACUUUAAAGAUCCCAAGUAAGGCUGCAUUGGACUCUGCAGUCCAGGCCGUGGUGACGGAUGUCCCUACUUCUCUCCCCACAGUGAACAUCAAAGUCCCAGCUCCGUCAGCGAUGCCUGCCAUUCAGCCACGCUACAAUGUCACGAAAACCAUACAGAGUAUGAAAAGUCCCAUACCUACAGCACCCAGAUUAGAUCCUAUGGCAUUGUCAGGUCACACCUCAGUAAAUGUUACCUCGCCACCAAGCCAGACCAACCAAUCAUUGCUGACACAACUUCAGGCUGGAAAUAACCAAAUCAGGUUGACAACUCUCAACAAAUCCAGUGAACUAGGAAAUAUGGUUCUUGCAGCUGCACAACAACCACAAGAUCAGAAGAACAUGACUGUGAAGGUGCUGCCACACAGUGUACAGCAAUCACAGCAGGGAGUAAUGCAAGGAUACUUGACCCCUCAAGGGCUGAUCAUACCCCAAGCUGCUCUACAACAGCAAGCCAACACUCAGUUAUUAAACCAGGGGGCACUCAACAACCAAACUAUUACUCAAAGUAUACUCAAAACCCAAACUCUCGCACCAGGGACUGUCAACAAGCAAACCAUCACACCAGGAAUUAUCACUAGCCAAAAUCUCACUUCAGGGGCCCUCAAUCUCCAAACCCUAUCACAAGGUGCAGUAGGUAGCCUGAGCAGCAUGCCUGUCCAGCUGGGAUUCAAGGCAGGAAGUGUGACAUCAUUAGUGUCUGGGAAUCAGCUGAUAAGUGUGUCUCAAAGUAACAGCACAAUAAAGCAGAACAUGAGAAAAACACUGCAAAAUUGUGGGAAGGUGGUUCAGCCUGCAAGUUUUGUACAAAGUAACUAUGGAUCCUCACCUAGCAACUUGAUUCAGAGCAUUGCUGGGACACAGGAGAAGACAUUGUUCGCAGCAGGAGUGCAUAGUCAGGCAGGAAAUCUCAUAACUGGACUUGUUAGGUCUGGAGGAAGCGAUGCUAUUGGGACCAAAUCUGUGAGCUCGAUAAUUAAUACCACCCCUGUGCUAUCAACAAGUGUGAUAUCGUCAGCUAGUGUUAAGCCAUCAGUUUGUAAUGACAAAUCGUCCAGCUCCGUCGUGGACACCCAGAAGGGGCGUCUCCAGGCAGUGGGAGGUGGGGCAUCAACUCUGCUGGACCUAGGGGGAAUUACAAAACUCCAGGCCCAAGGUCAAGGUCUUCUGAUGCCAGGUCUGAUCCAAGGGAUGAACUUUGUCAAUGUUGGAGGCCAGCUCAAACUACAAGAAGGCGGUAACAAUGUGACAAUUCUUGGGAACAAUUCCAUCAACCUUUCUAACAUGGUGUCGUCGACAGUUUCGACUUGUGUGUCUAAUCCUUCCUUAGUAAGCUCCAAUAACACACUCGGACAUAUCUACCCUAUCGUUACACUGGCAGGUUCUACAGGGUCCUCUGGAGGUCAGGCUAGUCAGAUGGUUCCCUCCUCCCCUGGGCCAGUUCCUCAGGCGCCACUCCAGCUGACCUCUCCCCUACUUGGCCAGCUUGCUAGUCCUAUGGGAAAUUUCGCAACAGUUUUAGGGCAGAUAGCCAACCCCCUUAACAAGACUGGUGUCAUAGGUCAAACAACAAUGGCAGGAAAUCUUCAGUUACUUGGACAGCCUGGGGUCAAGGUCGCUGGAAGUUCAGGCCAGAUCCUACGAUUGCCAAAUCAGCAAAUGAACAUUCCAAGUACCUCACCUUCAGUUAUUGGUCAGCAGUUGUGUUUGUCGGGCAGCAGCAGUCAAAUAAUUGGUCAACAAUUGACCAGUCCAAUAGCAAACCAGGCUCCCGUGGUGCUUGGUAACAUUGGACAGGGGUCAUCCUCAGACCUUAUCAAACAACUGGCUGCAGCACAGCUCCAGCUUUCUGGACAGUCAUCGUCCGCUCUAGUCAAUCAGAUUCCUAAUCAUAUGGUAUUACAGGUCCCUGCCUCACCUGGAGUGAAAGGCCAGGCCAUGAUUCGACCCCCUGGUAAGCAAAAUCUCCAGGGUGGCCAGACAAUGUUGCUUUUGUCACCUCAAAAACGCCUACAGGGUACCAGCAUUGGAACAGGCACCCAGCAGCCAAAGCAGCUCACCCUGAGACUCAACUCGCCAGUCCUACAACAAACACAAAUAAAAGUCCCUCUAGUGUCCUCUGCCAAGGUAACACAAGACCAAAAUGCCACGCAACUCUCAAAAGUAAAGCUAAACUUUGAUCUUCAAGCAGCUAACGGGAAACCUGUGCAAGCAAAUGUAUCAAAAACUCAGUUGCAGACACCUGUGAUGGGAUCUGUUGCCCCUGUCAGUACUUCACAGGCCACAGAAAAACCAGUCCUCCCCACCAAUCCUCUCCACCAGAAAUUAGGUGUUGUCAAGACCAACACAACUACCAUUGGGACAGUACAACAGGCAAAUGUUGUUAGGUUUAACACAGCUGCCUCACAAGUUCGCUUGCAGACUCCAUCUCAACAAUCUGUGGUCAUGAGUCUCCCAGAUACCAUCGUCAGUCCCAAUACAGGACCGCUCCUGUCGCCUGCAAAAGCCACCACCUCCCAAGUAGGUGGAUCCCAAAAACUCUUUCUAUACAAUAUUGGUGGUCAGCUGGUCACCCCUCAAGGCGUGCCAGUUACAGUUGACAAUGGUGUACUUAAGGUGCUCCUCCCCCAGGCCAAGACGGUGUCACCACCGCUAUCCCUAGGUCAGAAAGGUCCCAUCAAUCCUCCAGUGACAAUUGUGUCUGGUGCUAAUAUGGUGAGAUAUGUAGUCCCCACUAAACCUGUGUUUGGGUCACAGUCUUCAAGUGCUACUGAAAGUCUAACUGCUAGUGUAGCCAGAUCAAAUGAUGUUGCUAUUGUUACUUCCAGCCCGGGCAGUAUCCUCACCAAUCAAUCUACAAAGGUAAAUCCCUCAGUAGGGAGAGUGCUUCCAAGUGUGUCGGCUAUCACCAUGUCUCCCUCAGUAGGGAGAGUGCUUCCUAGUGUGUCGGCUAUCAACAUGUCUCCCUCAGUUGGUGGUGUAUCCACAAGGAGUACCAAAGGGGUGGUGUCUCCAACAUUUGUGACUGCUAGUGUUGCGUCUCAUCAUUCUAUCACGAAUACUCCACAAUCUGUUAGGACUGCCACAGUGAAUGUAACUUCCAGUGUGUUGUCUCAGCAAUUAGGGAGCACGUCUCGCACUUUAACAGGAAACGAACUGCACCACAUCAUUUCUCCAGCUUUGACAACAGGAAAAACAAUUCCAGCUACAGACAAUGUUGGACUUGUGAACCGCAACCAAAUUACUGCAUCCUCAAAUCUUAAGAUCAGCCAGCUCCUUGGUCAACAACAAAGCAAUGUGCAAGAUAUAACGGUCAGACUUACUGGUCAUUCCUCUGUAGCUAGUACAGCUGGUGUAGCUCCUAACAACAAAAUGGCUGACACCACAAAUCAUAAGACUUUCCAUGUUCAAACCGACAAUAGAACACAGAUAGGGUAUCAGGUCUCCCCUAACAUUAGUAGCCUGAUUGGAUCUGGCCAGGGCUACAUUGUGAUGCCUGGCACUUCCAAAAAGACACAGAUUAUUUUCCCACAGCAAGGUCAGCAGAACUCCCCGUCAAACACAGAUAAUAUGAAAGUGUUGAAGACUCAGAAUAUUGCUGAGUUACUGAAAUCCCCCCAAAUCCCCCAGGCUGCUUUCGUUCAACAAGGAGCAGUUUCUGUGUCUUUGCCAGUUCAGGCAGAAAUUCCAUUACAAAACAACCCUCAAGUGGAGCCUAAGAGUGAGGUUUUAAACAACAAUGUUGCACUUUACAGAUCUCAAAAUGUUGUAGAUUUGGGUACAAAUGUACGUCAAACCAAGGUGGUGACAAUGGACAAUAACCACAAACCAGAUACUGUCACCAACGGUGUAGAGGAUAACCAAAAUCUCUCGAAUCAGGUCCCACCCAAACCAAACCAGGACAACACUUCAACAGAAACAUCUCAAACAACAGAGACCCCUAAAGGGGCAGAGAAAGAAGAGGCGGCUCUCAAUCUGCUCUCGCUAGCUAAUCUCGCUUUUAAUAGAUAAUUAAUAUUGUGUUUAUAGGUUUAUUAUACAUUACACUGGUCUUGUCUCCAUACUCUGAUUUGAUGGUACAUGAACUGAGUUUGUUAUCUAAUACUUCCCACUGAGUGGAGAUCUAUGGUUAUCACUUUGUCAGUGUGUCCGUCCGUCUGUAAAAACCUUGUACAGGAUGUCUCAUAACCCCUCAAUAGAUAUUAGUCAGAUUAACACAGUAGUAGGGUCACAUCUUCACUUGAUUAGAUUUUGGCGGCAAUCAGUCAAAGCUCAAACUUGAAAACAUAAUGGGGGUUAUCUGUGAGUUUCUGCCGACGUUUUAGGUCGCCUGAUACAAAGUUUCAGUUGACAUAUUGGCCGUCAUUGUCCAUUGCACAUGGGCCUCUUGUCUUGAAUUUGAAAUUGUAAGUAUUUCAGAUGAUAUGAACAUGUAACAUCAGAUAAUACAUAUUAGAAGUGAAUAUGUUAGUGUCCAAUAACAAUUACAGGUUUAAAUAUGUUAUUGUGAAACCAAGACUGCAUUUAUAUGGGUGUUCAGUUCAAGUGUAGUUUAUUGACAGGUCUAUCCAAGUAUUUGAUUAUUUUCAUAAAAACUACAAAUUAACAAUUUCCAAUGCA
Messenger RNA from Mizuhopecten yessoensis (Yesso scallop), 9698 nucleotides. RefSeq lists its product as uncharacterized. The coding region runs from base 309 to 9089 and encodes 2926 amino acids. Gene Ontology annotation, molecular function: protein binding. The transcript is spliced from 16 exons. The record is from RefSeq and is a predicted model, not a curated record. Lineage: Eukaryota; Metazoa; Mollusca; Bivalvia; Pectinida; Pectinidae.